This is a messenger RNA of Amphimedon queenslandica, 2426 nucleotides long. RefSeq lists its product as uncharacterized. Gene Ontology annotation, molecular function: ATP binding; protein kinase activity; protein binding. The record is from RefSeq and is a predicted model, not a curated record. The coding region runs from base 65 to 2368 and encodes 767 amino acids. Gene Ontology annotation, biological process: protein phosphorylation; necroptotic signaling pathway. Lineage: Eukaryota; Metazoa; Porifera; Demospongiae; Haplosclerida; Niphatidae. The transcript has 6 exons.
AGUAUAAAUUUUUAUCCCAUUUCAAUUUCAUUCAGACUCCCUCCCACGUAUAAUAAUUAUAAUUAUGACCAUGCAUGCAACCGCAAAUUCAAUUAAACAAAAAACAUUUGUAAGGGCUCGGCUUACUGUCAUUGUAGAUAAUGCUAUCAUGGCUAGGCUAUUUAAUCACCGUUAUCAACCUCGCUAUCAACUGAACGAAAGAGCUGGUCAUUUCUCUGUAUCUGUGAGCCUAGACGACACAGUCUUUGUGUGGGCCGGGAGACAGGAUGGCCGUUUACCUGAAGUACAUGAUAGUGAAGAAAAGAGAAGGACCACCAGUAGCAUACAAUACCUGUCCCUUUCAACUGGCCAAUGGGUCAAUAGAGAUACUACUGGCUCUCCUCCAUUAGGAGUGAGAGGCUACUCCUGCUCUGCAAUCAAUAAGAAGUUAUAUUACUUUGGAGGGUAUUGUGGUCAUGACGUCUGCUUUCAUAAUAGCAUUACGGAGCUCGAUACUGUCACUUUCCAAUGGCGAGUGAUUGAGGCAACUAAUACAACUAGGCCGGUUAUGAUGAGAUGUCAUGGUGGAAUGAUCACAUUCGAGCACAACGGAAUGCAUCAUUUACUUAUAAUAGGUGGCAUCGGAUCCAAACCAACUCUACAAGCACCGCAUACCGAAUAUACAAAACUGCCUGACGGUAGAUGGCGUACUAACGAACACUCAGUUUAUAAUUUAUCAUCAAGAAAAUGGAGUAACCCCUUAAUUGUCGGUCAAUACCCCCCACAUAUUCACGGAUUCAUCAUUGAAAAGAUAAACAACACAAAAGCUAUUCUGUUUGGUGGAUCAGAGAGUGAUGACACUGUAGGGGCUGUAUUUGUCAGUAACCAUAUUUAUCAACUCGAAAUAUCAAUUGGAACAGUGUGUUGGCAGCGUAUAAAGAAGCCUCAAGCAAUGAGUCUUUGGCCUGAAGUGAGGUAUAUUCACGCUGCUGCUGUUAUUCCUGGAUCAUCUCCAAUGCUACUGAUAAGUGGUGGAAGGGAUAACAGUGAUGACAUAAUUGAUGAUUGCUGGAUCUUAGACAUUACAGAAUACUCAUGGCUAAAGUUAGAUGUACCUCACUGUAUUAGUAAGAGAUGGGGCCACUCUCUCUCAGUUUUUAAUAUGAGUCCUCACUGCAUCUGGGUAAUAACUAUUGGAGGACUAGAUGAUAGCAAGAAGUGUGUAAAGUUUCCUAAUACUGUUAUGCUAACGGAAUUAGUUACCAGUGGCAAGGGAAACUGGAUAGUAAGUGCUACAUUAAACUCUCAUGAUUUGACCACUGAAGAAUACAGGACCAUGUAUCAUCACCAGCUCAAAUUAGUACGGAAAGAAUGGCUAGGGGAGUCUCAGCAACUCAAUGACUGCAAGGUAGAAUUGCAACAAAAGGAAGCUGAAUUGCAACAGCAGAAAAAUCAAAGGGAGCAAGACGCACAAUUCUUUCAUAUUCGAAUGGAGCAGAAGGACAGAGAAGAAGCUGUGAAAGAGCAAGAGAUGCUAAGGUAUCGCUAUCAGUUGCAAGAGAAAGAAAGAGAACUACACGAGUCUCAGGAAGCAAAUCGUGUUUACCAGCAGCAAGUAGUAAGGAAUGAUCACUGGGUCAUUUGUAAAGAUGAAGUGAUUUUGACACAUAAGGAGCUAGGAAGAGGAUCCUAUGCCAGUGUUAAAGUAGGAAUCUUUAGAGGUUUAAGAGUAGCUGUCAAGUCACUUCAUACUAUCAUCAUAUCAGAAUAUAAUCUAGCUCUUUUCUCUAGGGAAAUGAGUAUAGCAUCACAGCUACGUCAUCCUAAUUUGGUCCAGUUCAUUGGUGCAACCAAAGUUGGUAAUCCUCUCAUAUUGACUGAGCUCAUGAGCACUAGCCUUCAUAAAGAGCUUCAGAAGAACCAAUUGACAAAGGAGCAGAUUCUCAGCAUUGCUCAAGAUGUAGCUUUAGGCCUCAACUACCUUCACCUGUUUAAGCCUCAGCCUAUUAUUCACAGAGAUGUCAGCAGUCCUAACGUAUUAUUAAAGCCUUGCACUAGACCUGCUGGUUAUGAUGCCAAAUUAGCCGAUUAUGGUACAGCUAAUCUUCAAGAAGCAGCCACUACUGUUAUGCCAGGUAAUCAAGCAUAUGCUGCACCAGAAGCCUUUAAUCCUGAACUACAUAGUCCAGCAAUGGAUAUUUACAGUUACUCUAUUCUUCUAAUGGAAAUGGUCCUUCAUCAACCACCAGCCAUGAAAAGAGAAGCAAGGGAACAACAAGCCUGUCAAGUCUCUUGGUCUACAAUGAAAUCAAUAAUUCAAACAGGAAUUAACACUGAUCCUAGAGCUCGACCUCAUAUGACCCUUAUUCUUCAAAAACUUAACGAGUAAAAUUAAUAAUUUUAAAUUAUUUUGUAUUUUUUGAAACAUUGACAAAAAUGACAAAUAA